Quercus lobata is the source of this 2071-nucleotide messenger RNA. Its product is annotated as denosine deaminases acting on tRNA. NCBI's taxonomy places the organism in Eukaryota, Viridiplantae, Streptophyta, Magnoliopsida, Fagales, Fagaceae. Gene Ontology annotation, molecular function: adenosine deaminase activity; double-stranded RNA adenosine deaminase activity; double-stranded RNA binding. Gene Ontology annotation, biological process: RNA processing; adenosine to inosine editing. The record is from RefSeq and is a predicted model, not a curated record. The coding region runs from base 63 to 1352 and encodes 429 amino acids. The transcript has 10 exons. Gene Ontology annotation, cellular component: cytoplasm; nucleolus.
AAUUUCUCAUACCUUUGAGAAAAUGAGACAGUUCUGGAUUUUGCUUUGAGCUUUGAAGUUUGAUGGCAGAGGCAGAGGCAGAAGCAGAGGCAGAGAAGAAGUGGGGAGAGAAAGUUUCAGACAAGGUGUUGUCUGUAUACAAGUCUCUCCCAAAGAAAGGAAAGCCUCAGGGACGCGAAGUCACUGUCUUGGCUGCUUUUCUCCUCUCCUCUCCUUCUCAAGAUGAUUUGGAAGUUGUGGCGUUGGGAACUGGGACAAAGUGUAUAGGCCGCUCUCUCUUGAGCCCUCGUGGUGAUAUUCUCAAUGACUCGCACGCUGAAAUUAUUGCACGCAGAGCUUUGCUCAGGUUUUUCUAUGCACAGAUUCAAUGUCUUACUCAAUUUUAUAAUAAGCAAAAUCAUAUUGAUGGAAGCACAAUAUUGCAAGGUGGUGAUAUCGACAGCUUGCCCUUUCAAUUAGAAGCAGAUAAUCUAGGCCAAGGAAAAUACAAAAUGAAACUGGGCUGGCAAUUACACCUCUACAUAUCACAACUACCAUGUGGGGCUGCAUCACUUGAUUGUCCAUUGUCUCCUCUUAAAACUAACCUGCCAAGAGAAAGGGGUUCACAAUCAUGUUUGGGCGAUCUUGACAAUUCCACAAGUGAACCCUUGGAGGAUUCGGUAAAGAAUAAUGGUGAUGCUCCAAAACUUAUUGGCUCGGUUCAAAGAAAGCCUGGUCGUGGUGAUACAACAUUGUCAGUUAGCUGCUCUGACAAGAUAGCUCGUUGGAAUGUUGUGGGAGUUCAAGGGGCUCUGCUUUCCUACUUUCUUCAACCUGUUUACCUUUCUUCUGUUGCCGUUGGGGGAUCCCCUAACAGUCCUGAAAAGUUUCUCUUAGAGGAUUGCUUGAAAAGAGCUAUAUAUGAUCGAAUCCAACCAUUUUCAAGUGAGCUAAUGAGUCCCUUUCAAGUGAACCAGCCACAAUUCUGGGCAGCCCCAAUACCACCAAAGGAGUUUCAACAUUCUGAAACAGCUUUGAGCACUUUAACAUGCGGGUAUUCGAUUUGUUGGAAUAAAGCUGGUUUGCAUGAAGUCAUUCUCGGAACCACUGGAAGGAAGCAAGGCACCUCUGCCAAAGGAGCACUUUCUCCAUCUACUGAGUCCUCUCUGUGCAAAAAGCGAUUAUUGGAGAUUUUCUCGUCACUAGGACACGAAUGCCAAACCAAAGAUCCAGCCAAUGAGAUUUCUUAUCGAGCACUCAAGGAGAGGGCUCAGGAAUACAACUUGACUUCAAAAAUUUUUAAAGGAAGACCGCCUUUUAGCAAUUGGCUAUUGAAACUGGAGGACUAUGAAGCCUUCUCCAUUUUCAGAUAGUAAGGUGAGAUAUGUGCUACUUAGUCUGCAAUUCUGUAGCACAUUAGUGAGAGAUGGUAAAUUUUUCUAAAUUAAUUGUUGGUGAGAUAAUAAACAGUUCUAGAUGAAUUGGCGAGUGCAUAACCCUGUCUUCAAUGUGAAAUGGAAGUUAGAGGUGUCACAUUUUUUCUUUUAGGCCAUUCAGAGUAUGAAAGCAGAUAGACAAAAACUUGAGGAAGCUAAGGUAACUGCUUGCAAUGUUACAACUGCUCUUCCAGUUUAUUUGUGAGUAUGAAUGGUGUGGAUGUUCAUUUGUUGUUGCUAAGCUGUGUCAUCGACACAGGUCAUAGAUGAGUCUAUGGCAUUGGUGAAUGGUUCCAAUGGGGCCUAGUUUUGAGUGGUUACAUUUAAUAGAUUCAAAUUAUCAGAGAUUAGUUUGAUUAUAGAAAAACUUUUGACUGACUUUUGGACAAAUGUUUAUCAGUUUAUAGGGUUGUGGGAAAAAGGUUAAAACAUUAUGCUGGACUUGGAGAUAACAAGCAUUAUUCAGCUUGACGCCUUUUUCUAGUCUUCACUUUGUACUUGCUCCUAGUGCACCAACUGUAUCCAUGCUAACCUUUUGAAUUUCAGCUAAUGACAUUGGUAUAGACUAAGGACUAAGUUUAGAGAGAUGAACACCAAUCAUAAUAUUCAUUUGUUCAUACUGCUGCAAUAAUCGAAUGCUUAAUUAUUAGUGAUAA